Messenger RNA from Owenia fusiformis, 1677 nucleotides. The record is from the annotation of a GenBank genome assembly. Lineage: Eukaryota; Metazoa; Annelida; Polychaeta; Sabellida; Oweniidae.
UAAAGUUUGAAAGUUUGAGAUCUAGUAGAAUCAAAGAUGGCUGCGCCCAUGCAAAAGCUUUCCAGUACUCUUUUUUCUCCUUUUGUACGUUACAUACGAAUACACGAAGGUGAUGCGAGGUGUAAAAUAUCCCUCAAGAAUGCUAUACGUCACCUGGCCAGUGACUCAAGCUCUGAGGGAGGCAAAGAGACCAGCCCAAUAUCGAGUAGGAAAGCAGAGAAGAUCAGUAAAGCAAUGAAAGCAUACCUAGAGAGAGCACAAAAACAUGAUGAAUUCAUGAAAAGUCAGGUUGCCGAGUUUGAGAUUGGUAAGCGCCAUCUAGCGAACAUAAUGGGUGCAGAUCCCGACCAUUUUACACAAGAUGAAAUUGAUACAGCCAUAGAAUACCUUCUACCAUCUGGACUUUCCAAGCAAUCCCGCCCAUCCUUGAAACACCCUGAGGAGGUAUUCCCAACAAAAAAAGCUGCCCAGUUUGAUGUGACAGGUCGCCCAUACCACCCUUUCUUUUACACAGGGAGACCUAACUUUUACCAGAUUUUACAUGAAGCUGCUUUGAAGAAUGACAACCUUGUUGCCGAGGAGACAAGACUGAGGCUCAAUAAACAGUACACGUUACCAACUGAAAAAUUGCAAAUAGGUGGCAGUAGGUGGUUAACUCUUGCAGACCUAGAGAAAGUCACCAUAGAGAAGCUCACCCCACUAGAUCAUAAGAGGUUUGUGAGUGUGUUGGAAAGACUGGCGAGCCACCCACUGUCACUGGCAGAGAAGGAAUUCAUACAACAGUACAGGCAAGAGCUGAAGCAGCAGUCAAUGCUACUGGAACCUCCUAAACUGCUGCAAGAUACAGAUGGUCGUCACUACCAGGAGGGUGAGGGGACGAGGAAACAUGCCAGAGCUUUUGUACGAGUCUGGGAAAAAGGAACAGGGAAGGUGAAAAUCAAUGAUCAAGACUUACUGUACUUCAGUGAAUUAUCAUGCAGAGAGCAGGUUAUGUUUCCUCUUACAUUCACAGAGAUGCUUGGGCUUGUGGACAUAGAAGUAGAAGUAGGGGGACCUGGAACUCAGGCUCAGGCAGGGGCCAUUAGAACUGCUCUCUCUAAAGCAUUAGUCAGCUUUGUAGAUCAGCCAAUGGCAGAGAAAAUGAGACUAGCUGGUCUUCUAAGUCGAGAUGUUAGGAGGAAAGAGCGCAAGAAACCUGGUCAGGAAGGAGCCAGAGCUAAGUUCACAUGGAAGAAGAGAUGAUGCCCUUUUAUGGAAUUAUGCCAUAUAUGGAAUGUUAUCAUCAAUUCAUCUUUACAAGGCGGUCUCACAUCAAAAACUCACUGAUAGUGCAUCAAAAUAAAUAAAUAAAUGAUGGGAACUGAACUAAAUGGAACACUGCAAUCAUUUUACAUAUGACAAAUUUUACAAGCACAAUUAUUUGGGAAAAUUGAAAUAUAUCAUUAAUUAUGAUAUUCAGUUUAGAAACCAGUUAAUAUAAAUAGUGUUCAGCAUAUUUAUUUAUUUGAAUAUCCUGAUGGAAAAAAUAAUUUUGAAUUGUUUCGUACACUACUUGUAAAAGUCUACGUUUGCUAUUCUAUCGAUGCUGCUAUGCUUAAUUGCUAUUCCAAAUAGAUGCACAUUGUUUAGCAAUAGUAGUGGGCUGUAAAAAAAAAAAGAAAAUAUACAAUAUGCAAU